Messenger RNA from Apodemus sylvaticus (European woodmouse), 3600 nucleotides. It is a transcript of the gene Esco2, whose product is annotated as establishment of sister chromatid cohesion N-acetyltransferase 2. The record is from RefSeq and is a predicted model, not a curated record. NCBI's taxonomy places the organism in Eukaryota, Metazoa, Chordata, Mammalia, Rodentia, Muridae. Gene Ontology annotation, cellular component: nucleus; chromatin. Gene Ontology annotation, biological process: mitotic sister chromatid cohesion. The coding region runs from base 171 to 1967 and encodes 598 amino acids. Gene Ontology annotation, molecular function: protein-lysine-acetyltransferase activity. The transcript has 11 exons.
GCAGCGUUGGCGUCUAGUAGCGCGCGUGAAUUUGAACACACCGGAGAGCGCCGGGCUCCUGUGAGCAGAGUUGUUUGUACGCUUGCUGAGGUGCAGAGGGAUCUUUCCGUGGGUUCCCCGCAGGAGUGGACGCGGGUGCAGAGACUGAGGAGCGAAGGAAUUUAGUUAAGAUGAUGGCAACUUUUACUCCAAGGAAGAGGAAGCGAUAUACAUUGAAUGCUGAUGAUGAUGAUAGCCUAUUAACAGAUAUUUCAUCAAGCAAAUUAAAUUUAAGAUUUGCUGAAAAUCUAUUUCCAUCACCUAAUAAGAAACAUAAUUGUCAAAGCAGUGUUCAAAAGGAAGACAAGUCUUGCUCCCACCAACGCCAUUUCACUUCAAGUCCAUGCAAAACAACUAAAAAUAAUAGCUUGUUAUUUGCAAACCACAGCUCAUUAUUUAAACCAGCUGUGUCUACUGUAUCUUUCUACAAUAAAAAUAAGUACUACCUCAAUCCACUGGAGAGAAAGUUGGUAAGAGAGUGUCGAUCUAUUCCUCUAGCAACUAAAAAUGGAGAUAAACCUUUUCCCAGUGUGACAGAAAAUAUUCAGAGAAAACCAGUCUGUACCAAGAAGAAUAAAAAAAAACAGAAGAGUUUAACUGCUAAAUAUCAACCAAAUUAUAAGCAUAUCAAGUCUAUAUCAGGAAACUUAAAAAUUUCCAAGCCAAAUCAAGUGACCUAUAAGCCAGUUGUAGACAAAAAGGACAGUUGUUUUCCAGCAGAAAAUCAUCCAAAUUCUCCUCCUCGGGUUUUAAGCCAGAAAGUCAAACCACAAGUUACACUCCAAGGUGGAGCAGCAUUUUUUGUUAGGAAAAAAAACUCUCUUAAAAAGUUACCUCUGGAAGAUAAGCCAUUACUUUUGCAGAAAAAUGAACCAGAGGUCACUGAAGAUGCUCCAGAGGCAAAGCAAGUACUGAAGUCCUUGUUCAUGGAUGAGAAAUUAAAUGUUGAGCUACAGGAUGCAAGAAGUAAAAAUGAAGAGAAACUGAGAAAGAAUUCCUCAGGUGCAAUCCUUUCUUCAAAGGAAUGUAAAGUUGAUAAACAUAAUUUUCCUUCAGAGAAGUCACAUGAUGAGAACAAGACAAUUUCUCUGGAGUCAGAGUCUGUCUAUCCCAUCUUCAGUGUUUCUUCAGUGAACACAAAAAGGUCUCCACCUGAAGAACAGUCGUCUGCGGGAUCUAUUCCAUGUACUAACUUCUUGAAACAGACAAAUGUACAGAAAAAUAUUAAUUCCAGAGAUACAAAUAAAGGAGGAAAAGACCAGCUUGUCAUUGAUGCAGGUCAGAAACAUUUUGGGACGACUAUCUGUAAGUCUUGUGGCAUGAUCUAUACUGCUUCCAAUCCUGAAGAUGAAAUACAACAUCUCCAACAUCACCAUCGAUUUCUGGAAGGAAUUAAAUAUGUGGGCUGGAAAAGAGAACGGGUAGUAGCAGAGUUUUGGGAUGGGAAGAUUGUGUUGGUCCUGCCACAUGAUCCAAGUUAUGCCAUCAAAAAGGUAGAAGAUGUCCAAGAACUUGUGGAUAUGGAAUUGGGUUUCCAGCAGGUUGUUCCCAUGUGUCCAAACAAAACCAAAACCUUCCUUUUUAUUGAUGAAAAGAGAGUAGUUGGAUGUUUAAUUGCGGAACCCAUCAAACAGGCUUUUCGUGUCCUGUCAGAACCAAGUGCCAGUAAAGAAUGUUCUAGAGCUUGGCGGUGUUCAGAUAUACCAGAACCUGCAAUUUGUGGAAUAAGUAGAAUCUGGGUCUUCAGACUAAAAAGAAGAAAGCGCAUUGCAAGACGACUGGUUGACACUGUCAGGAACUGCUUCAUGUUUGGCUGUUUUCUCAGCACUAAUGAAAUUGCAUUUUCUGACCCAACACCAGAUGGCAAAUUAUUUGCAACCAAGUACUGCAACACCCCGAAUUUCCUUGUAUAUAAUUUUCAUAGCUAAAGUCAAUUUCAACUACAAAUCUGGUACUAUGUGGAAAAGUUCCACUAGAUAGAAAUUAGUAGCAGAAUGAAAAUCAUAAGACUGUACACAUGUACAUACUAUUUUUUUUCUUUAUAUGUUAGAUAAUUUGUUGAGGACUGUUUGGGAUUCAAAGAAGAAAGAUCUUUGUAUACUGUACAUUCUGAAUUCUUAAUUCUGAAAAACUUCACAGCAAGGUGGUUUUUGCAGAAACUGGGCUACUUUAAAAGGAACACAUGAACACACUUUUAGACUAUGGUUGUCUCAUGCUUCAUCAGUAGAAUCUAAACACAGGCCAUGAGAUAAUUCCUGAAUUCCUUAUGUAGCGAUCCCUUUACAAGCAUACUAUAGCAGCUAAGUUGAAAAUACUUAAAAAUAUUUUGAAUUUCUGAUUUGUAAUAGGAUAGCAGGAAUAAUUCCAUAAUCCCUUAGAAAAUCAAUCAAAAGCAUGCUUAUAAAAUUUAAUUAAGACUAUUUGGCAGUGUUAUCUGAUUUUUUUUAAUUAUAUAAAAAUGCUAGUAGGUAACUGAAGUCAUGAAUCAGAUUAAUGGACCUAAGAACAUAUUGACCUUAUGGAAUAUUCUGUAUACCUAAGUGCACUCAGAUUUUCUGAAUUUGGAUACCCAUUUGUAAAGUAGAAAAUUCAGGUUAUUUCUUAAAGGUCAUUUAACUGAUACCUGGCACAAGACAUAAAGUUGUUUUUGCUUUUUUGUACUAUAUUUUUUGUUGUAAAAUUGGUUCAUCUUUAGUGUAAUUUGCCUGUAAUACUUCAAAAAUUAGUAAGAGUUAAAAUUAUAAUUAUGUAAACAUUUUAAUGUUAUUUGCUGCACAGAAUCUCUAAGUGUUUUAUUAUAAAUUUUAUUAAAAUUUCAUUGUUCAGUGACUUUUGAGAAAUCAAUUAGAUUUUUUUUUUUUAAUAAUUGUUAGUAGUGUAUGUGUGCAUGCAUUUCAAGGUGCCUCCAUGGCAGUUAGAGAAUGACCCUUGGGGGGCACUUCUCUCCUGCCAUAGCUUCCAAGGAUCCAAGUCAGGUAGCCAGGCUUCUGCAAGGACCACAUGAAGUGAUAAUUUGAGUCCAUACUAAAAAUUGAAUUUUACAAUUCAAUUUACAACAGUAAGUCCACAUACCCUAAAGUAGACUGCACAUUAGAGUGUAGCAGUAGAAAGGAAAGUGAGCACUGCACUAGUGGGUACCCUGCCAGCAAUAGCAACAGCCAUGUGACUGUGCUGAAACUUGCUUUGCUACAGCAGCAGGGUAUUUAUUUGCCUUUCUCAAAUAUAAUUCCAUGUGAGCAUGAACUAAACAUCAGACACGUUCCAGUGGACAUUGUACAAAAUACCUAAACACCAUACCCUAAAACUCAAAAGCAAUGAAAAAAAAAAAUCUGAACUUAGUCAAGGGGCCAUGACAUCCCUAAGUGUGGCAUUUGAAUGGGAUCUUGGAACAGAAAAUGUCACUGAACAGUAAAUCUGAAUAAAGUAUGGAGUUUUAUUGCAUUUCAGUACUGGUUUAUUGUGACAGGUACAGUGAUGUAAAGUGCUAAAUGGAAAAUGUGUCUAUAGGAACUGCUGGGACAAAAUUUGUCAAUUAAAGUGCCAGUUUAUGUUUUGAGUCAA